This is a messenger RNA of Egretta garzetta (little egret), 684 nucleotides long. Its product is annotated as C-factor. The transcript has 6 exons. The record is from RefSeq and is a predicted model, not a curated record. Lineage: Eukaryota; Metazoa; Chordata; Aves; Pelecaniformes; Ardeidae. Bases 1 to 684 code for a protein of 227 amino acids.
AUGCGCAUCGCUCGCAAGCGUGGGCUGCUUCUCGAAGCCUUGCCCAGCUCUGGUAGGGAGCUGAGAGAUCUGGCAUCCAAACACCCAAACCUGGUUCUUGUGAAGCUGGAUGUUGCAAAUCCCUCAGCUAUUACUGAUGCAGCAAAGAUUGUGGAGGGGAAGCUGAACGGCAUGGGCUUGAACCUGCUAAUAAACAACGCUGGCAUCUAUACUCCGUCGUCGUCGCUGGAGACAGCAGACACAGAAGACAUGAUAAGGACGUACAAGACCAAUGCGGUGGGGCCGAUGCUGAUGGCCCAGGCGUUCCUGCCCCUGUUGAAGAAAGCUGCCCAGGCAAGCACAGAAAAGGGGCUGAGCUGCAGCAAGGCAGCUAUCAUCAACAUCUCCAGCAUCAUGGGGUCCAUUGAGAAAACACCCGAGUCCUUCUUCAAGCCUGUCAUCUCCUACCGCUGCAGCAAGGCUGCCCUCAACAUGCUUACCAAGUGCCAGGCUCUGACCUAUGGGAAAGCCGGGAUCCUCUGCGUGGCACUUCACCCUGGCUGGGUGAAAACCGACAUGGGCAGCCAGGAGGCUGACCUGACGGUGGACACGAGCGUCCGGGGGCUGCUGUCCGUGCUGCCAACCCUCUCUGAGAAACACAGUGGGACCCUGCUCAACUGGGAAGGUAAAGCUAUUCCUUGGUGA